AUGACAGCCGACCGGGACAAGGAGCUGCCCCUCCCUCCCGGCGCCGCUGGCUUCAGCCCAGUGACAAACGGCUACCACCACCGUAACCACCUCGCACACCUCCCCCUGUCCCCCACCACCCCAAUCAGUCCAGUCUUCUCCGACUCGUCCAGUUUCGCCACGCUCACGCCCUUCUCCUCCAACGACCAGGCAACUUACUCGAGGAUUGCUCACACCUUUACGCCCCUUGAGGCGCGUCAAAGUUCGAGAUCCACCCAGGACUCGUCCCCCUUGGCCCAGGUUGACCCAGUCACUCACUUGCCAACCACAUUCCGCAUUGGUACAAAGUACACUCAGCCCUUUGUUACCAUUCCCGAGGUCAUCGACCACCUCACCUUCCUGGCCUGCUUGCAUUGUCUACAAGAAGAUGUCCGUGACGCCCACUUCUACCGCAACAAUGUUCAUAUCCCCACGCGCAAGCAAUGGCCAAGAGAGUCGUACGACUGCUCAGACGACGAAGAAGAUGACCUUCUCAUCGACGGGGAUGUCAAAUGGACUGCGUUCUGCCUGCGCGCAGCGGCCCGCUUUGACCGCUGGGCGACGAGUGAUUCCCUCCUCACCCUCGCGGACUCGAUUCUCAGAUCGGGCCGGCCGCUCGUGGACAGGGAGGGCAGAACGUUUCUUUCCGAUGCGCAGAUGGAGAGUGUGAUUGCUAGUGUCGACAUUGACGUCCUCAUGGCCUGGCACACGUACAUGCUCAACCCGAGUGUGUAUGCGGACGACAUGGUGCGCGCCGGCGGCGAGCGCGGCAAGCUGCGAGGCCUCAAAGCUCUAGGGGCAUUUCCGCUCCGCAUCAUUGUGCGCCGUAUCGACCCCGAGACUUUCGUGUGGCAGCCACGGACAAAGGACGCUGAGGCGGUCCCCAUCCGGCUCACAGCUCACCCAGACUCGCUCGUGGCACUGCACGACACGCGCUCUACACUCUGGAUGAACUGUGCAGCGUGCGGCGGCGGCGUCGAAAUCCCCAUCAUCGGUCCGCCCCCGACCGGAACGGGCCUCGUGUCACACAAUAUGAACGUGCCCUGUCCUCACUGUUCCUUCAACAUUACUCAUGAGCAGCUCCGUCUGGACCGUAUGAUCCGCGACCUGGCCGAGCUCCACUACCAGCGCGUGCCCUUCCUCCCCAACCUAGGGCCGGGCCGCGAGGCGGGCGCGCUGUCGCAUCCGGCGUCGCUUGUGUUCAGUCGUGCGAUGGUGGAGGGCACCACCAGCCGCUUCUACGGCUACAGGCCGCUGUGGUAUGACAAUGCGAAGAGCUACCCGCCCAUUACGACAGGGCAAGUUGGCGAGCGCACAUCUUGGACCGUCAAGCAGACGAUUGAGGCGAUUAUGAACGAGAUCCUCAAAGAGGGCCUGAUGCGCCCAAUCUUCCAGAACCAAAUGCUGGGAUCCGAUGUCAAAACUGCUCGUGCGACGCUUCGCAAGUCGCUUGCCCGCUACUCGCGAGUAUACUCGGAAACAUACCUCCCGACUGUCAGCUUCGACCUUGGAGCCGCGAUCAUGCGCCAGGCCUCUUUCAUCGGCAGCAUGGAGAAGAUCGGAUGGCUCGAGGUGUCGCGCUGGCGGGACGCAAUCUUACCGGAUCGUUUCUACCUCCUGCAAAAGGCCGCUGCGCGGUAUCACGCCUUCCUCGACCUCAUGUCCGUCAACCCAAAGGCUUUCUUGUCGCCUACUCUUGACAUUGACCUAUGCUGGCACACGCACCAGCUGCACGCCUCAGGCUACGUGCAGGACACGACGGCCUUUGUUGGGCGGUUCGUUAACCACGACGACAAGGUCGCAGACGUGACCCUGAAGCGAGCGUACGACGAUACAGCCGUGCGCUGGGCGUUACGCUUCGGUACGGCUUAUUCUGGCUGCGGAUGCCCUGUGUCAUUCGAGAGCGAGAUGACGCUGAAACGUGUCGUCAAAUCGGCCGUAGCCUCCGAGUCGGCGCUGAAAUUCUGGAAGCGCAAGCAGCGGGCGGCGAGCAUCACGGGGGCGAAACAGGACAUCGAGAUACUCAACGGGUCUGCACCAGACGAGCAGGGAGCAAUGUGCCCGUCGACGCACAACCGUGUCAAGAUCGAGGGCUCGCAACGCAUCGAUGCGGCGCGAAACUCGAUGUUCUCAAAGAAGCGCAACCACGAGCACCCUGACCCCUUUACGACGUACUACGUCUUCGUGCCACGAGCGGUCCCGCGGCCUGAUGCCACGGCGUGGGAGCAGCUCCUCGCGCUCGACGACCUCGAGGUCGGACGUGUACUGGGGUGUGGCACCGUACUCAUUCUACGGGCCAUAUGGGCUCGCGAAUCCAUGGUGUAUGCCGAUGGGCGUUGCGACGUGCUGCGCCGGCGUCAGUGCAGCAUGCGCCACUGGCGUACACAACAUCGGCGGGCCGACAGGCGGGUGCGCAGCAGCAAGCGCGUGUUCUUCAUCUGGGGCGAUGUGCGGAGCAUCGGGAAGUGUGUGCGGAGCAUCGGGAGGCUGCAGGUUGCCCGCUUACAGGAUAGAGGACAGUACUAG
This is a messenger RNA of Cutaneotrichosporon cavernicola, 2544 nucleotides long. RefSeq lists its product as uncharacterized. Bases 1 to 2544 code for a protein of 847 amino acids. The transcript has 7 exons. Lineage: Eukaryota; Fungi; Basidiomycota; Tremellomycetes; Trichosporonales; Trichosporonaceae. The record is from RefSeq and is a predicted model, not a curated record.